This is a messenger RNA of Penicillium diatomitis, 1623 nucleotides long. RefSeq lists its product as uncharacterized. The coding region runs from base 1 to 1623 and encodes 540 amino acids. The record is from RefSeq and is a predicted model, not a curated record. Gene Ontology annotation, molecular function: oxidoreductase activity. NCBI's taxonomy places the organism in Eukaryota, Fungi, Ascomycota, Eurotiomycetes, Eurotiales, Aspergillaceae. The transcript is spliced from 6 exons.
AUGGUCUUUAGAAAAGGACUUGGUCUGCUGGCUGCUGCGCUGGCAGCUCAGACAUACGCAGCUUCGACCAGCCAGCCUCGUGACGACAAUGCCACUUGCAAGAAGACCACCGUCGCGAUUCUAGGUGGAGGAAUGGCAGGCGUAGCUGCAGCCCAAGCCUUGUCCAACUCCUCGAUGCAUGACUUUGUCAUCAUUGAAUAUCGUGACACCCUGGGUGGUCGCGUGAUGCAUACCGAAUUCGGCAGGGACCCUCAUGGUAAACCAUAUACCGUCGAGUUGGGAGCCAACUGGGUGCAGGGACUGGGAUCUCCUGGUGGUCCAGAAAAUCCCAUCUGGACUUUUGCUAAAAAGUGGGUGGUGAAAAACACUUUCUCCAAUUACAGUUCCAUUCUGACCUACAAUGAGACGGGUUAUACCGACUAUUCCUCCCUCUUGGAUGAAUAUUCGACUUCUUACGAUGAUGCAGCCGUCGCCGCGGGCGAUCUUCUCACAGAGAAUGGCCAAGACCAGACAGCUCGCACCGGCCUUGCUCUUGCCGGAUGGAGACCCAAGGUCGACGACAUGACGCGUCAGGCUGUGGAGUGGUGGGAGUGGGAAAAUGUCAGCGCUAAUCUCAGCUCUGGAUUGAAAGAUUGGGAGGACGCCUACUCUCCAGAAGAAAGCUCAUUCAUCUACGGAGUUGCUGGGUCCAACCUGACAUUCAACCAAUUCAGCGAUGAAAACAACUACGUAUGGGAUCAGCGUGGCUACAGCCGGAUCAUCGCCCAGGAAGCCUCCACUUUCCUCAAACCAAAUGAUCCGCGUGUACAGCUCAACUCCAUCGUCACCAACGUGACUUACUCCAAAGACGGCGUGACCAUCCACAAGCAGGACGGCAGCUGCGUCUCGGCCGCAUACGCCAUCUGCACCUUUUCCCUCGGCGUGCUGCAGAGCGACGCCGUCUCGUAUAGUCCACCCCUGCCCCAAUGGAAGCAAACGGCCAUCCAAAAGUUCAGCAUGGGCACAUACACCAAGGUCUUCCUCCAAUUCAACGAAACCUUCUGGCCACGCGAUACGCAAUUCUUCCUCUACGCCGACCCCACCCGUCGCGGCUACUAUCCCGUCUUCCAGUCCCUGUCCGCACCGGGCUUCAUCCCCGAAUCCAACAUCAUCUUCGUCACUGUCGUCUCGCAAGAAUCCUACCGCAUCGAGCGCCAAUCUGACGCGCAGACCCAACAGGAAGUCAUGGCCGUGCUCCGCAAAAUGUAUCCCGACCUGAAAAUCCCCGAACCCACCGCAUUCAUGUACCCGCGAUGGUCCACCACCCCCUGGUCCUACGGAAGUUACUCUAACUGGCCGCCCUCGACCACCCUCGAGAUGCACGAGAAUCUGCGCGCCAACGUCGACCGUCUCUGGUUCGCGGGCGAGGCGACCAGCGCGCAGUACUUUGGUUUCUUGCACGGGGCCUGGUAUGAGGGCCGCGAUGCCGGCGAGCGGAUUGCGGGUUUACUGGGCAAAAAGUGCGUGAUCCCGGGACAGUGCCAUGAGCGGGAAUACUGGGAGCGGUUGAAUGGAAGUUCGCCGCUGGCGGAUUAUAGUGUUCUUGAUGGGUGGGUGACAAAUAGCUUCUACUCGAGUUCCUGA